Molecule: messenger RNA, 524 nt
Organism: Hemicordylus capensis (graceful crag lizard)
Lineage: Eukaryota; Metazoa; Chordata; Lepidosauria; Squamata; Cordylidae
Gene: NDUFA3
Product: NADH:ubiquinone oxidoreductase subunit A3
Exons: 5
Coding region: 144-404 (86 amino acids)
Cellular component (GO): mitochondrial inner membrane
Source: RefSeq, a predicted model, not a curated record
CUCCACCAGAUUUCAGGAGAAACAGAAAAAAGAUUUCAGCUUGGAAAGGAAAAAAAAAGACUUUGCAAAGUAGCAAUCGAAGACCUAGGCUACAAAACUACAGUUCCCACAAUGCUUUGUGUUUCCUCUGACCUGACUGCAAGAUGGCCGUGUUCAGCAAGAUUGGAACAGUGCUAAAAACCACGUGGGGAAAUGAACCUGUUAUCGUCGCCUCACUUGUCAUUGGUGUUGUGGCCAUUGUAUUACCCUGGGUCAGUCCCUUGACAAAAUACAGUGGAAUGAUCAAUCGAGCGACACCAUACGUGUAUCCAGUGCCGGUUCGGGAUGAUGGCAAUAUGCCAGAUAUUCCCUCCCACCCUUGCGACAAGGAAGGCCCAAGCCUUGAGUGGCUGAAGAACUUUUGAGGUGUGUCCUUGUGAAGAAGUCCAGAGAGCUACCCCUCAAAUGGACAAGACGGCCCACCUGGCGCUACCUGAUGUACAUGUGUAAUGUUUCCAGAAUGUAAUAAAUUUGCUGUUAACUUA